Colossoma macropomum (tambaqui) is the source of this 2755-nucleotide messenger RNA. It is a transcript of the gene pde1a, whose product is annotated as phosphodiesterase 1A, calmodulin-dependent. Gene Ontology annotation, molecular function: 3',5'-cyclic-nucleotide phosphodiesterase activity. The transcript is spliced from 14 exons. NCBI's taxonomy places the organism in Eukaryota, Metazoa, Chordata, Actinopteri, Characiformes, Serrasalmidae. The coding region runs from base 517 to 2292 and encodes 591 amino acids. The record is from RefSeq and is a predicted model, not a curated record. Gene Ontology annotation, biological process: signal transduction.
GCCAUUUUUAAAUCAGCUAGCCGAUAUCCCAGGAGUUUGGAAGAGGAUUGAAAUUUUACCCAUUUCCUAAACUGAAGACCGAAUAGGAGAAAUGUUAGAAAAUCUCUUUUACUUUAUACACUUAAGUAUAUUUACCUCUGUACUUAAGCUUAAACAGAGCACUUGCACUUUUACUUGAGGAACAGUUUGCUUGGUUUAUCUCUACUUUCACUCACACGCUGGAUUUGUGUACUUUGUCCUCCACCGCCACUAGAUAAGAAGCUAACUAGCCUAGUGCUAAAUUUUCUCCCACCGAGGGGAAGAGCUGACGCUCCAGAUCCAAACCCCCAGCUGGAAGCUGGCCUGAGUGAGUUAGUGGGUGUGUAAGUGAGAGUAAAGCCCAUGCUAUGGCCUCCCUGGCCUUUUCAGACAGAGUUAGAGGCAGGGCCAGACUGGAUUCGCAGUGCAAUGUGAGCUGCAGCCGGGGACAGCCCCAGUGAGAGUCUGAACGCUGCUCACUCACUCACGCACUCGUAAAUGGACCAGUAUGUGACCAUAAAGAGGCAACUUCUCCACAGACCCAUCUUCAGGCUGAGAUGUCUGGUGAAGCAGUUGGAUAAAGGAGAGGUGAAUGUGGUGGAUCUCAGGAAGAACAUUGAAUAUGCCGCCUCAGUGCUGGAAGCGGUUUACAUCGAUGAAACACGGCGGCUGCUGGACACAGAGGAUGAGCUCAGUGAUAUCCAGGCGGACUCCGUGCCCAUGGAGGUGCGCGACUGGCUGGCCUCCACCUUCACCAGGAAGAUGGGCGUGGUGCGGCGGCGGCCGGAAGAGAAACCGCGGUUCCGCAGCAUCGUCCACGCCGUGCAGGCGGGAAUCUUCGUGGAGAGGAUGUACAGAAGGACGUCUAACAUGGCCGGGCUGACGUAUCCUCCAGCUGUGAUUCUAGCUCUGAAGGAUGUUGAUAAAUGGUCUUUCGACGUGUUCACGCUCCACGAGGCCAGCAGUGAGCACGCUCUGAAGUUCCUGGUGUACGAGCUGCUCACCAGAUACGACCUGAUCAACCGCUUCAGGAUACCCGUGUCUUCUCUGGUGGCAUUUGUGGAGGCUCUGGAGGUGGGCUACAGCAAGCACAAGAACCCCUACCAUAACCUGAUUCAUGCUGCUGACGUCACCCAGACCGCACACUAUCUGAUGCUCCACACUGGCAUUAUGCACUGGCUCACCGAACUGGAAAUAUUGGCCAUGGUGUUUGCUGCUGCUAUCCAUGACUUUGAACACACUGGGACGACCAACAACUUCCACAUCCAGACCAGGUCAGAGGUGGCCAUCCUCUACAAUGACCGAUCAGUUCUGGAGAACCAUCACGUGAGCGCCGCCUACAGGCUAAUGCAAGAGGACGAGAUGAACAUCCUGGUCAAUCUGUCCAAAGAUGACUGGAGAGAACUGCGCACUCUGGUGAUAGAGAUGGUCAUGAGCACCGAUAUGUCCUGCCACUUCCAGCAGAUUAAAACCAUGAGGAACUCUCUGCAGCAGCCGGAGGGGAUAGAUAAAGCUAAAGCUCUGUCUCUGAUGCUGCAUGCGGCUGAUAUUAGCCACCCGGCUAAAGGCUGGAACCUCCACUACCGCUGGACACAGGCUCUAAUGGAGGAGUUCUUCAGACAGGGUGAUAAAGAGGCAGAGCUAGGACUGCCGUUUUCUCCACUGUGUGACCGAAAGGCCACUAUGAUCGCACAGUCUCAGAUAGGCUUCAUUGACUUCAUAGUGGAGCCCACGUUCUCUGUCCUUGUGGACACCACAGAGAAGAUAAUCACUCCUCUCAUAGAGGAAGCUUUAAAAUCGGGCGGCUCCGGCGUCCGCAGGUCAAGUUUGACAGGUCGUGGUUCCACUGCAGUGGUCGAGUCGGUUCAGAGACACAGUGAGAGAGACUGCGGCACCGACUACUCCCUCGCCGGCAUCGACCUCAAACGGGUCCGGCACUCACUCGCAGAGGUCAUCCAGAGCAACAAGGAGCGCUGGAAGGAGCUGUCUGUCCAAGAACUGGCCAGUAAGGAACGUGAGCAGCGAUCGGAGCGUGAGGAAUUGUCCCGGAAGGCCGAAGUCAUGCUGACCCACAGCAGCCCGGCCCGAGCGAGCCACGAUUCGGAGUCAAAGUCAAAAUCCCUGAAUGAACUGAACAACACGCACUCGCCGCACUCCUCUCUGGACUCGCUAGAGCACAGCUCCAGGUCGCCCGGCGACGAUCCGGGCGACGGCUCGCCCGAGGCCAGCCCAGACGCCCAGCAGCCUCUACCGUGGAAUGGAAAAACAGCUUGAAGUCAGUUGUGGCGCAGCCGGGCGUCUUACACUGUGUGCAUGUACUGUGGCGUGAUCGCAGGCCAGUAUGGGUGAUGUACAUAGCACUGUGCCCAUUGUAUCGUAAUGCUACUGUAUCCUCGGAACUCUGCAGGGUGAGUCGUCACGGUGACCGAGGUCUUUUUUUUUCAUGCAUCCAUGACAGCGGACGUCGUCAUAGAGACGGCAGAAUGCCACGUCGUCAUGGCAACUUCGCUUUUGCAGGAUAAGGAGCUCGGCUGACCCUUGUGCGGAGGAAUCCGAAGCCGAGCGUCCAGAAACGCAACGCUGCCUCUUACCCAUAACCUUUCUUCUUUUUUUUUCUCUCGUUUAAUUUCUCUAUUUUUGUAAAUUGGCUUUUCUUUUCUUUUUUUUUCUUUUCUUUUUUUCAGUCAUUUGUAAUGGUUAUUUAUUAAAGAUUGUUCUGCUCCUCUUUAAACCACAA